CCCCCUCGGCUUUCCGCCUCCACCUCAGUGCUGGCUUCUAGGGUUUUCUCCAGGAGAAGGAAUAUCCUCUGCAGGUGCUUGAUUUUUUUGCGAGAUUUUGAGCAGAAAUGGAGAACAUCGACCCGAACUACCAGCAGCCAUUGACGCAGGAAGACCACGAGCAGCAUCAGGAACAGCAAUCUGGAGUGGUCGCGAACUCGAACCAGAUCAUGACCUACGGAUUCACUUCUCCCAACCGCUUCGCUCUGCCGUCGCUCACCUUCCAUAACCAGCCGCAGCACUUUUUUAGCGCUAGCCACCAGCAGCAGCAGGUGCAAGCCUUCUGGACGAACCAGAUCCACGACAUCGGACUCUCCUGCGAGUUCAGGAACCACAGCCUCCCCCUGGCGAGGAUUAAGAAGAUCAUGAAAUCGGACGAAGACGUCCGGAUGAUCUCCGCCGAGGCUCCGAUCAUCUUCGCCAAGGCGUGCGAGCUUUUCGUCAUGGAUCUGACUGCGCGCGCCUGGAUCCAUACUGAGGAGAACAAGCGGAGAACUCUUCAGAAAAACGACGUUAUUGCGGCCAUUGUGAGGACUGAUGUUUUCGAUUUUUUGGUGGACAUUCUCCCCAGGGAUGAGCCGGCGGGCGGCAUUCCGAUGCUCGGAGGUCUGCCGGCGGCGGCGGAGGAUUUUUCUCCGUACUACUAUGUGGCUCCGACGACUCCUCCUCGUAUGGGAGGAGGGCGGAUGGUGUUCGGGAAACCGGACGAUGUUUUUCGUAGCCAGGCGGCUCAUCAGCAUGCGCUGCCUCUGCAAUUCCUGGCGUGGGGGCAGCCGGAGGACGGCAUGGAAGAUGAGGAGCCGCCGGCGGCGGUGGUUGACGGUGAUGAGACAGAGGAGAGUAGCGAUGAGUCCACCUGAGAAGGUAUGAGGACAGCAAGGCUGAUUAUUAUUAGUAUUAUUAUUAUUAUUAUUAUUAUUGGUAUUAUUCAGACUUUGCAGUAUUUCCCAUAUAAUGUCGUUUUUGCGACAUCAAAUAAUGUAGGAUGGGAAAUGCCUUCUGGAUUUGGAGACAUCUAUAUCUAUGUAUGUUUGUGCUAAUUAUAU
Molecule: messenger RNA, 1085 nt
Organism: Andrographis paniculata
Lineage: Eukaryota; Viridiplantae; Streptophyta; Magnoliopsida; Lamiales; Acanthaceae
Product: nuclear transcription factor Y subunit C-2-like
Exons: 2
Coding region: 108-899 (263 amino acids)
Biological process (GO): regulation of DNA-templated transcription
Cellular component (GO): nucleus
Molecular function (GO): protein heterodimerization activity; DNA-binding transcription activator activity, RNA polymerase II-specific
Source: RefSeq, a predicted model, not a curated record